Messenger RNA from Monosiga brevicollis MX1, 557 nucleotides. RefSeq lists its product as uncharacterized. Bases 33 to 557 code for a protein of 174 amino acids. Gene Ontology annotation, biological process: phospholipid transport. The transcript has 4 exons. Gene Ontology annotation, molecular function: phosphatidic acid transfer activity. Gene Ontology annotation, cellular component: mitochondrial intermembrane space. The record is from RefSeq and is a predicted model, not a curated record. Lineage: Eukaryota; Choanoflagellata; Craspedida; Salpingoecidae.
CGAGGUGGCUGGUGUCAAGGAACUGGAGCAGGAUGAAGGCUGGGCAACGUGAUUGGGAAAUCAGCCAUGCCUGGGAAACCAUCACCUCGGCAUUCUGGUGCAAGUAUCCCAAUCCAUUCUCUACCCACGUUCUGACUGAAGAUGUCAUUGACCGGUCGGUGGAUGAACAAGGUCGACUCCACACCAAGCGAUUGCUGUCCAAAACCAAUCGCAAGCCCGCCUGGAUGGAAUGGGCUCUCAAGGGACUCGAAUGGACCUUGCAAAACCGAUCAGAACUCCUCCCCGCCGCUACGACCGGCGGUGUGAGGGGGCCAUCUGGUUCAGAACACACAAACAUUGGUGCCUUUGGAUCAUCUCCCAUGCCCCAACUGCUCUCCCCGCCACCCCCCAGCUCGCUCAACACAGCCGCCGGCCUGGUGGAUGACAUGGGUGCCCAGCUGCGAACAGCCGUACAAGCUACCCCCGUCGGCUUGACCCUGCUCACCGCCCUGGACGACCUCUGGCUCGACGUCCGCUCCCACUUUGGCAACGUCAUUAGCUUUAUCAAGGAUGAUUAA